Messenger RNA from Nakaseomyces glabratus, 447 nucleotides. RefSeq names its product ribosome-associated Tef1p biogenesis chaperone CHP1 (gene CHP1). Gene Ontology annotation, cellular component: cytoplasm. NCBI's taxonomy places the organism in Eukaryota, Fungi, Ascomycota, Saccharomycetes, Saccharomycetales, Saccharomycetaceae. The record is from RefSeq and is a predicted model, not a curated record.
AUGUCUUUGAACACAUUUGAUCCAAAUACUGCUGAAAACUCUGAAGAUAUUGAGAAGCAAUUUGCCGUUGUGGCAGUCGAGCAAGCUGAAACUUAUUGGAAGCUUAUCACAUCUAUUCCAGGCUCUAAACUACGUCUUACAAAGUUGGAUGAUGAAAUAUAUGAACUUUUUAUGGAAAGAUUCCCAGAAUAUAAAGAUAUUGAAAGAUUAAGAAAGUUUGACGAAGAAGAACUAAAGAACAAAGUUGCUAAGGAGAGGUGGAGACAAUUUGCAAACUAUUUCGAAAAGAAGGUCGAGGACUUCAACUUUGGUACACUUUUGAGAACAGACGCCAAUGCUGAGUAUGGCCAAUUUACUACCUGCUUCGUUGUCCGUAUUCAAUUUUAUGCCUUUGAAAUUGCAAGAAACAGACAUGGUUUGAACGACUGGGCUGUUGGUCACCAAUAA